AUGACAGUCAAAAGGACUCARAUGGAGUUCUUUACACAGAACCAGACUUUCUCCUCUUCCCAGGAAGACACACCGUACACCCUAGGUGGUGCUUCUCCCACCUUCACUACACAGGUGUCCUGGGUACUAACCCUGCAAUGGAAUGACGUAGUGACAGCAACAUCCCCGCCUGUGGCUGCACAAGGCAGGACUGAGCUCCCGACAGCCGGACACCGCUGGCUCCGCUGCCGAUUGUCGCCUCCCGGUCCCGGCAGCGCCCGCCCCCGCCCGGCCCCACGCGCGCAGGUGCCCGGAGCGUUCCCGGUGGGAGGCGCCGAGCAGGCAGGAGCAGGCAGGGAGCAGGCAGGGAGCAGGGAGGAAGCAGGCAGGAGCAGCCCCGCGUGUCCGAGCCCCCGUGGGGAACGCUGCCGCGGGGAUCGCUCCAGCGGGCGGCGAUCGGGCGCCGGGGGAGCCGCGUCCCGCAGCGGAGCGGCCGCCUCGCCUGCCCGUGCUGCUCCGGGCCAUGGCGGCGGGGGCGGGCCGGGGCGGGGCGGAGCGCUGACAGGCAGCCCGGCCCGGGGAGCCGCGGUAAACAGGAGCCGGGGGAGCGCCGGGGGAGACCGGCCUCGUAGGAGCCUCCCAGCCCCGCGGCCCGCCGCCUCCCGGCCCCGGGCAUGGGCAGCAGCAGCCGCCGCAGCCGGAGGAGGAGCCGCCGGCCCGGGCCGUGUGCGGGGCACCACCAAGUUGCAAGGCCUUACAAUGGCACGGAAUGAGCCCUCCCUUCAAGCCUCCUUCCUGUAAAUGAUAGGACCAAACAAGGCGGUGUGAUGAACAUGCCACUGCAUCAAAUCUCUGUCAUUCCAGCUCAGGAUGUUACCUCUUCCAGAGUCUCCAGGAGCAAGACCAAAGAAAAAGAG
This is a messenger RNA of Malurus melanocephalus (red-backed fairy wren), 896 nucleotides long. Its product is annotated as translation initiation factor IF-2-like. Lineage: Eukaryota; Metazoa; Chordata; Aves; Passeriformes; Maluridae. Bases 1 to 780 code for a protein of 259 amino acids. The record is from RefSeq and is a predicted model, not a curated record. The transcript has 4 exons.